This is a messenger RNA of Bufo bufo (common toad), 1259 nucleotides long. RefSeq names its product ST8 alpha-N-acetyl-neuraminide alpha-2,8-sialyltransferase 2 (gene ST8SIA2). Gene Ontology annotation, molecular function: alpha-N-acetylneuraminate alpha-2,8-sialyltransferase activity. Gene Ontology annotation, biological process: N-glycan processing; oligosaccharide metabolic process. The record is from RefSeq and is a predicted model, not a curated record. The transcript is spliced from 6 exons. NCBI's taxonomy places the organism in Eukaryota, Metazoa, Chordata, Amphibia, Anura, Bufonidae. The coding region runs from base 73 to 1200 and encodes 375 amino acids.
GCAGUUGUGGAGCUGCUGGUACUGAGAGCUGUUAGGCAUCAUUUGCUUUGCUACCCUGGACCUGCUAGAGCUAUGCAUCCGGACUUCAGGAGCUGGGUACUAGCCACUGUCACCUUGUUGGUGGUCUUCCUCAUCUUGGCAGAUAUCUCAGAGCUGGAGGAGGAAAUCGGGAGCACUGGAGGAAGAGGCACAAUCAGAUCAGCUGUGGAAAGCUUACAUAGCAAAUCUAAUAGAGUUGGAUCAUCAAUAAAUGAUUCAAGUAGUCCAGCUGCUACAGUCAGAAGCCAUGAAAGCAUCAAAUUACAUAUGAAACCGGCAAUUGUGAAAUGGAGACAUAAUGAGACCCUUUCAAUGAAGAUCAGGAAGCAAAUCUUGCAUUUUCUGGAUGCUGAAAGGGACAUAUCAGUUCUAAAAGGGACUCUGAAACCGGGAGAUAUUAUACAUUAUAUAUUUGACAGAGACAGCACCAUGAAUAUAUCCAAGAACUUGUACGAACUGUUACCUAGAACGUCCCCUUUGAAAAACAAGAACUUCAAGACCUGUGCCAUUGUGGGAAACUCUGGCAUUUUACUCAACAGUGGCUGUGGGAAAGAGAUUGACUCUCAUGACUUUGUCAUAAGAUGUAAUUUGGCACCAGUUGAAGAAUAUGCAAGAGAUGUUGGUAUGAAGACACAUUUGGUAACCAUGAACCCUUCUGUGGUGCAACGUGCAUUUGAGGACCUUGUAAACGACACAUGGAAGGAUAAAUUUUUGCAGCGUCUGAAAAGCUUGAAUGAAAGCAUCCUGUGGAUUCCAGCAUUCAUGGCAAAAGGAGGAGAGGAGCGAGUGGAAUGGGUUAAUGACCUUAUUAUAAAACACCACAUCAACGUACACACUGCCUACCCAUCUCUACGACUACUCCAUGCUGUUAGAGGAUAUUGGUUGACCAACAAGGUGCACAUAAAAAGACCUACUACAGGAAUACUAAUGUACACAUUGGCUACUCGUUUCUGUAACAGAAUUGACUUGUAUGGCUUCUGGCCUUUCUCCCGAGAUCUCCACCAGAACCCUGUGAAAUAUCACUACUAUGACAGCCUUAAAUACGGAUACACAUCACAGGCAGGUCCACAUGCGAUGCCACUGGAAUUUAAGGCCUUGAAAAAUCUACAUCUACAGGGGGCUUUGAAACUUACCGUUGGUAAAUGUGAAUCAGCAACAUAGCAUCUUAUGCAGUCCUUUGAUCUGUAAAACUUCAAUCAUUUGGACAACGAUAGGAGGAC